UACAAACUUCUCUUACGUUUUUGUAUUUUGUUUUCUUACGCAAAAUAACUGAUACCACUCGACAAGCAGACGCGGGGACAUAUACAAUAUUAUUAAAAAGUACAGGAACUCACAUAUAUACAUGAUGUCUUUCAAAAAGCACAUGAGUGCCAAAGAAAAAAGAGAUCGAAAAAAAAAUCAGACUAGUAAUGGCGGUAUUGGUGGUCGCAGUACCAGUACUACUUUUGACACCAAUCAUCAUACGUGGCCGAAUAUUUUAGAAUCUGAAAAUCAUCGUACAAGAAAUGGACAUUCCCCCAUAAAGAAUAUAUCAUCAAAAGAAAUCAAUAAGGUUGAAUCAACAAUUAAGGAUGACAAAACUAACAGAAGCGCACAGCCCAACAAUAAUGAUCAAUUGAAAACCCAGGAUUCAUCACAUGACUGCAAAUCUUUGCCAAUCUUGGUGGUAUGUGGAUCUACCGUGGGAAAUCCGGCAAAAAAAAAACAAGAGCGUUUCCGCAUAGUACAGUGACACAGUGGUAAUGUUAUUCAAACUUCAAAUUAUAUUCAUACAAUAUUAAUAAAAUUAUAAAUCAUACAGGUACCUAUUAAAAGUAAAA
Messenger RNA from Aphis gossypii (cotton aphid), 599 nucleotides. RefSeq lists its product as uncharacterized. NCBI's taxonomy places the organism in Eukaryota, Metazoa, Arthropoda, Insecta, Hemiptera, Aphididae. The transcript is spliced from 4 exons. The coding region runs from base 122 to 511 and encodes 129 amino acids. The record is from RefSeq and is a predicted model, not a curated record.